AUGUUAGAUAAUGAUAGUGAAAUUAUUUCUACUAAACAAUUGGCAGAUAAAUUUGAAAUCGGUCGAUCAACAGUAGCUAAUAUACUUGCAAAAUCGUCAUAUUGGCUUGGUCUAGAUGAGGAAAAAAAAGCCAAACAGAUUGCAACAAAUUUAAAAAUUCAAAAUUUUGCUGUAUCUGAUGGUUGGUUGCAGGGCUUUAAAAAACGGCAUCAUAUUGUUUAUACUGCACAUUGUGGGAAAGCCGCUAGUGCUCCAAUUGAAAAUCACUAUCGUAAGUUAUUACUACAAAACCAGAUUGCUGCAUUUGAUGAAUCAAAUCUUACAAAUCAGCCUCCAGAUCCUGUUACGAUUUAUGAUGCAAUUCAAUUUGUCGCACAAGCUUGGAAUAAAGUUUCUGAAGAUGUAAUUAUUCACUCUUGGCAAAAAACAGGUAUUCUUCCUUCUAUAGAAAUUGAUGAAACUAUAGAUUCAGAAUCUCUUAAUGAUUUUACUAAUGAGAAAGAAAUUGAGUUAGAAAAUCUUAUUGCUCGAUUUCAAAUUUCUAAAAAUCCUGAAAAUCCUGAAAAUUUAAAUAUUUCUGUUCAUGAAUUUAUUGAAAUUGAUGACAAAUAUGCAACAAGUGAAAUGCCUACAGUUGAAGAUCUUAUUGCAGAAAUUCAAGAAAACGAGUCUGAAGAAGAACCAGAACAGCAAAUUAAACCUGUUACAGCAAUUCAAGCUAUUACGGGAUUGGAUUCAGUAUUAGGUUAUAUUGAGAAACCAGAAUCAAGUCUGAAAAUCGAUAUUAAAGUUUUUUCUGAACUUAAGCGAAUACGAAAAGAGCUUUCUUAUCAA
This is a messenger RNA of Racocetra persica, 834 nucleotides long. The record is from the annotation of a GenBank genome assembly. Lineage: Eukaryota; Fungi; Glomeromycota; Glomeromycetes; Diversisporales; Gigasporaceae.